Messenger RNA from Notechis scutatus (mainland tiger snake), 534 nucleotides. Lineage: Eukaryota; Metazoa; Chordata; Lepidosauria; Squamata; Elapidae. The record is from RefSeq and is a predicted model, not a curated record.
GACGGGGGAGGUGUUGGACGAGAGAACUCCAUUUCAGCGUGUCGGUUACGACAUCGUUUCUCUUGUUUCUUGUUAUACGUUCAGCCCCGGGAUUGAUGUCACCACCGAGCUGGAUAGCUGGAUUGAUAAGUUCUGCUUGGAUGCAGAUGUCUUUGUGUUGGUGGCCAACUCGGAGUCGACGCUGAUGCAGACGGAGAAACAGUUCUUCCACAAAGUCAACGCUCGCCUCUCCCGGCCGAACAUUUUCAUUUUAAACAACCGCUGGGACGCUUCGGCCUCCGAACCCGAAUACAUGGAGGAGGUUCGCCGGCAGCACAUGGAGCGUUGCACCAGCUUCCUGGUGGACGAGCUGGCGGUGGUGGAUCGUGGCCAGGCGGGCGAUCGCAUCUUUUUUGUCUCUGCGAAAGAGGUUCUGAACGCCCGCAUCCAGAAGGCUCAGGGUAUGCCCGAAGGAGGCGGGGCACUGGCCGAGGGUUUCCAAGUGAGGAUGUUUGAAUUCCAGAAUUUCGAGCGAAGGUUUGAGGCAAGUACAUC